CCCGGGAACGGGAGGGGUGGGCUCGGAAGGUGGAGCUGGCUUGGCUCACAAGAGCUGCCUUUUCCAAGACAGGAGUGCAGAUGCUCGCCCAGCUGGACCGAGCGUGGUGAGCGCACGUCACCUUCAGGAAUGGCUGGAAAAGCCCGCACCUGGAGACCCCUCCCUCCCUGUCCCUCCACGGCAGGUCGCAUUUGGUCUCUCCGGUCAUCAGAGGAAUGAGCAAUUCCCCGGCUCGCGGCACUUGGAGAACAGCAGGCAAGGAUGGAUGUGCUGGACAGCCUUCUCGUGAAUGGGAGCAACAUCACCCCUCCCUGUGAGCUGGGAAUCGAAAAUGAGACGCUCUUCUGCUUGGAUCAGCCCCAUUCUUCCAAAGAGUGGCAGCUGGCUGUGCAGAUCCUCCUGUAUUCCUUGAUAUUCCUGCUCAGCGUGCUGGGAAACACCCUGGUCAUCACGGUGCUGAUUCGGAACAAGAGGAUGAGAACUGUCACCAACAUCUUUCUGCUCUCCCUGGCCGUCAGCGACCUCAUGCUCUGCCUCUUCUGCAUGCCGUUCAACCUCAUCCCCAACCUGCUCAAGGAUUUCAUCUUCGGGAGUGCUGUUUGCAAGACUACCACCUACUUCAUGGGCACUUCGGUGAGCGUCUCCACCUUUAAUCUGGUGGCCAUAUCUCUGGAAAGAUACGGUGCAAUCUGCAAACCCUUACAGUCCCGGGUCUGGCAGACAAAAUCCCAUGCUUUGAAGGUGAUCGCCACUACCUGGUGCCUUUCCUUUACCAUCAUGACUCCGUACCCAAUUUAUAGCAACCUGGUGCCUUUUACCAAAAAUAACAACCAGACCGCAAACAUGUGCCGCUUCCUACUGCCGAAUGAUAUGAUGCAGCAGUCCUGGCACACGUUCCUGUUACUCAUCCUCUUUCUUAUUCCUGGAAUCGUGAUGAUGGUGGCCUAUGGAUUAAUCUCUCUGGAACUUUACCAAGGAAUAAAAUUUGAUGCUAUCCAGAAGAAGUCUGCUAGGGAAAGGAAACCGAGCAGCAGCAGCGGCGGCAGGUACGAGGACAGCGACGGCUGUUACCUGCAGAAGCCCAGGCCCCGCACCCGGCUGGAGCUGCAGCAGCUGUCCAGCAGCGGGGGCGGCAGCAGAGUCAACCGCGUCAGGAGCAGCAGCUCGGCGGCCAACCUAAUGGCCAAGAAGCGGGUGAUUCGCAUGCUCAUGGUCAUCGUGGUCCUCUUCUUCUUGUGCUGGAUGCCCAUCUUCAGCGCCAACGCCUGGCGGGCCUAUGACACGGCCUCGGCCGAGCGCCGCCUCUCCGGGACCCCCAUUUCCUUCAUCCUCCUGCUGUCCUACACCUCGUCCUGCGUCAACCCCAUCAUCUACUGCUUCAUGAACAAACGGUUCCGCCUCGGCUUCAUGGCCACCUUCCCCUGCUGCCCCAACCCCGGUCCCCCAGGGGUGAGAGGGGAGGCGGGAGAGGAGGAGGAAGGCAGGACCACGGGGGCCUCCCUGUCCAGGGGAAGUCUACGGAGGCUGGGGCCCGCCCUCGGUUUCUGGGCGACUGGAGGCAGGAAAUGCUCAGCGACAUUCACCAUCAGAAAAACCUCAACAGGCCAGUAACAGGAGUCCGGCAAGGCUCGUGUUACAAAUGCAACUGCCAAACACACGUUCAAAAUGGCGAUGCGGACCCUACUUAAGCUCUAGAAGUUUCCAGAACAUCCAAGGUGAGCGAGCUCUCACUCCCCAUAGGGACACACUUCUAUGCUCUGCCUCAUCUGCCCACGCAGGACUGUGGAGGCUGCUGUCCCCCCCCCCCCCCGGAGAGUCUACGGCUCACAUACUGUACCCAACCGUCUCACCACCAUCACAAAAGGUAACAUGAAACAGAGACUCUUCUGGCCAACAGCUUGGCUCUUUCUUUUUGAGGUUGGUGAAGGACAUUCAGAGACACAACCUUACGCCAUCACUGUCAUCAAAACAGCAAACGGAUUGUUGUCUAAAAGAUGGAACUUGGAAUUUAUGUCUCUAAAAAAGAAAAGGGGUGUGUGGCAAAUAGCUGGAUGGAGUGCUAUCCUCCCAUAGUGAAUAUUUAAGAGCCAGGAGGUACAUAGACAUUUUUUUUGCUACUUUAAUAGCCUGUAUUAUAUUGAACCCCGUGGCUUCUUUGCCUCAACUUGAUUUCCCAUAUUCAUCUGGUAUUUCCUCCCUUCCAGAAAGACUCCAGGUACAAAGGUGAGUUGUAACCGAUGUGUUCCUGUCCAAGGGAGGAAACAGAAACAUGUAUAGUCAGUCCCAGAAUAAACACUGGCAUGCUUGGACUCCAUUCUCAAAUAGCUUUGAGUGUCAAAGCUGUCUGUGCCAUCAAAUACAAUCUGUGCAUUUGUUAAUAAUUGUAUUAAUUUUAUGUAUGAGUAUAAAGCAAACAUAUAAGUAUGCUCUUCACAUAGAAGUAUAUUCUUUGGUGUUUAAAAUAAGAAAAAACGAGUAGGAAUGGAU
Molecule: messenger RNA, 2487 nt
Organism: Felis catus (domestic cat)
Lineage: Eukaryota; Metazoa; Chordata; Mammalia; Carnivora; Felidae
Gene: CCKAR
Product: cholecystokinin A receptor
Exons: 6
Coding region: 262-1611 (449 amino acids)
Biological process (GO): neuropeptide signaling pathway
Cellular component (GO): membrane
Molecular function (GO): cholecystokinin receptor activity; neuropeptide receptor activity
Source: RefSeq, a predicted model, not a curated record